Anopheles gambiae (African malaria mosquito) is the source of this 5366-nucleotide messenger RNA. RefSeq names its product protein real-time (gene retm). Gene Ontology annotation, cellular component: cytoplasm. NCBI's taxonomy places the organism in Eukaryota, Metazoa, Arthropoda, Insecta, Diptera, Culicidae. The record is from RefSeq and is a predicted model, not a curated record. Bases 1033 to 3048 code for a protein of 671 amino acids. The transcript is spliced from 9 exons.
UGCGACUCAGGUCAUUUUCCUUUUACAGUCGCUUGCAGACGGGACGGCAAAUCGGACCAUGUGUUAAGCUGCACCUAAAACAACUGGAGUGCUGUGUGUGUGUGUGCGCGCGCGCGUGUGUGUCUCUCUGUCUGUGUGCGUGUGUGUCUUAUCGUGUGCAUUUCAAAGUUUUCCCUCCUGCCAUUUUCACCCAGCUCUGUGAGGUCUAACUCGGAGGUCUACUUACAACGGUACUUACAUCUUGCUGUUUUCGCGGGCGGUAGAAAAGGUCUUUCAGGUCUGUACGGUUGGUACAUCGUGUGCAUGUGUGUGUGCAAGUGUUUGCUUUAUUAUCCACCGAGCUGUGAAACACGGUGUGCUAACGUGUCAACAACAAUUGCCAAAACCGCGCCGCUUUAAAGGUAAAUUGUUGUACCAUUUCUCGUGAAUGGUUUAAAGUGCUGCUCGCCAUCACCACCACCAAAUAGCAAUCCAAGAGCUCCGUGGUUUUUUUUUAAUUCACGCCCGGUACAUUGCGCUUUUCCUCUCCCUGGGUCUACCCUUAUUGGGCGCUGUGUGCGUGCGUGCGUGCGCCUGUGUAUCCAAGUAAGCGUGAAAGAGUGAAACGGAAGAUUUGUUGUGUUUACCGUUGAGGGUAGGCGCAGCGAAGAAAAGGAAACAAAAAAGUCUCAAUCGAAACCCAUCAAAGGGUUGCUGCUGCUGCUGCUGCUGGGAGCCGUGAACCAAGCAAAACCGGUUCCGAGCAGGGCGGAAGUGAAGCUAAAUAGAAUCAUUCCCUUCGUUUGUUGUUGCCUGCUAGGGAAGCGAAAGUGUUUCGAGUUGCAACGGUGGUGCGUGUGAGCACAAGAGCGAGAGAGAGAGAAAGAAAAAGGAGCGGAAGUGGAUAAUACGCCCGGAAGCAGGAACAACCAGCGAUAGUUUUACUUGUCGAACGAAAAGAAAACACCCCAAAGAACGUAAACGAGAGCGUGCGCAAGCAUCCAGCAGCAUUCGGUGUCAACAAAAGCGACUACUAAAAGAGCUCCAAAAGCAAUGGUGCAAAAGUAUGAAUCUCCCGUUCGGAUCUACAAGUAUCCCUUCGAGCUGGUCGUGGCGGCCUACGAGCGUCGCUUCCCGACCUGCCCGCAGAUGCCGAUCGUGCUCGACUGCGAGAUCAUCGAGGACAACGUGUUCGACAACGGAGCCCGGCGUGACACGAAGCGCCGCUGCAAGAUCGCGGUCGAGGCGCCGUACCUGAUCAAGAAGAUCAUCGGCGUCGAUGUGGUGUACUUCAUCCAGCAGAACUUCCUCGACAUGAAGACGCGCACGCUGAACAUCGAGGCGACGAACGAGUCGUUCGCGACGCGCGUGGAAAUCUUCGAAAAGUGCCGGUACUACGCCCACCCGGAGAAUCCCGACUGGACGUGCUUCGACCAGACGGCAACGCUGGACAUUAAGAACUUUUUCGGCAUCGAGCAUUCGAUGGAGAAGAUGGGCAUGAAGCAGUACACGCAGACCACGCUGAAGGGCAAGGAGAUUAUUGAGUUUUUCGUGAACGAGCUGAAACAGGAGGGCAUCACGCACGUGGAUAGAUGGGUUGAUGAUGCGACCGUCACGUCCACCACAGCUGGAGCAGCAACCAACACAACGCCACCGGAAAAGCCACCGCUCUGCCGGGACAACUCCAUCCUGGACGCCGAUUACAUCGCCAAGUAUCUCGGCCAGCUAACGCCGCUGCAGGAGUCGAAGCUGGUGCAGCUGCGCAAACGGUUCGAGCACGGCACGUCCGAGCACCCGGAACCGGACUACCAGACGCUGUUGCGGUUUUUGCGCGCGCGCGAUUUCAGCAUCGAUAAGGCGACGGGCAUGCUGCAGGAGUCGCUCCAGUGGCGCAAGGAGCAGCGCAUCGACAGCAUACUCGGCGAGUACAAAACGCCGGCCGUGGUGGAGAAGUACUUCCCGGGCGGCUGGCACCACCACGAUAAGGACGGGCGACCUUUGUACAUACUGCGGCUCGGCACGAUGGACGUCAAAGGAUUGCUCAAAUCGGUCGGCGAGGACGAACUGCUCAAGCUGACGCUGCACAUUUGCGAGGAAGGCUUGCGGCUGAUGAAGGAAGCGACCAAGCUGUUCGGCAAACCGGUCUGGAACUGGUGCCUGCUGGUCGACCUGGACGGGCUGUCGAUGCGGCACCUGUGGCGGCCGGGCGUGAAGGCGCUGCUGCGCAUCAUCGAAACGGUCGAGAAAAACUACCCGGAAACGAUGGGGCGCGUGCUGAUCGUGCGUGCGCCGCGCGUUUUCCCCGUCCUGUGGACCAUCGUCAGCACGUUUAUUGAUGAAAACACACGCUCCAAGUUUCUGUUCUUCGGUGGGCCGGACUGUAUGCACGCGGAGGACGGAAUUGAGCAGUACAUCGAUACGGACAAAAUUCCCAGCUUUUUGGGCGGCUCGUGCAAUCCCAGCAUACCGACGGUGGUGGAAACGAUACCGGCUAAACUGUACACACGCUGCUUUCUGGGCGCGUGUCACUGUACGCUAAUCCACGAGGGUGGUUUGGUGCCGAAGCAUCUGUACAAGUCGGAAUCGAUCGAGGAAACGAACGGUGCGAUCCAGGCGCACGAUCAUCACGGCCUGUACAAGGCGGUGGACCUGAAGCCGGGGCAACUGUUCGAGCUGCUGAUACGCAACACCGACCCGAAGAGUGUCCUCACGUGGGACUUUGAGGUGCUGAAGAACGAUACGCUGUUUGCCGUGUUUCACACCGAGAAGGAGAUCGAGCAGAGCGGGAAUGAUGACUUUUCCUCCGUGUUUGAUGGGCCAGACUUUAAGGAGGGUACCAAUUACAAGAAGAUCGAACAGAGUGUUAAAUGCCGCCCGAAGGAAGGUGUACAGGGCUCGCACGAAAUGGCAUCGACCGGUACGUACGUGCUGCAGUGGAUGUGCCCACCGUCCUGCGAUGGGCCAGCGCAGCUAAUGUACUUCCACGAGAUCCUCAGCUCGGCCAACUACAAAGGCUCGAUGACCAGUCUGCAGUCGGGCUUCUCCUCCAACAGCUUGCAGUCGCGAUGAUGAACGCUGAACGAGACUGAACGGCGGGGGAUCACUGCCCUCCAAUCAGUAGUACCACAUGCCGACGGCGGCGACGGUAGCGGUGAGGGUUGCUCCAGGAGCAACCUGUAAUGUUCAAACAGAAACCAGCCAGCAUGCAUGAUGCGUGAUCGCGAUCGUGAAUCUCUUACAAAAUGAAACGUAAUCUCUACUUCUACACAAAAAAUGGCAAAGCUAUAGUUGGAAAAUGGGAAGUUGAAGGCAAACUCAUACACACACAUACACAAAAGGUUGUAAUACAAUGGAAACCAAAAGCAAGGAACGUGAAUCGAAUCGUAAAUGUAAAAAGCUAAAAGUUAUAAACGUGUCUAGAGACAGAGAGAGAGAUGGAAGCAAACAAAAAUCAUUUUACACGCUACCCACACACAACCCUAUAUACUAAGCGCAACAUUUUGCAAUGCAGCAAACACGAGUGAACGAAAGUGAAGCAUAAUCAAUUAGUAGGAUAAUAAUAGUAAUACAAAACAAUCCCCCCUCCCUCCUCAUGCCACGUAAACAAGAAGAUCUCGCCCGUUUUGAUACGGAAGCGUUUCGUUGUAUUCGUACGUACGUAAUCGAAGAUAUUAGACAAACAACACAACCAGCACAACAACACAACAACAUAAAUAUGAAUCUUUCAAGAUGCUACUUCCCUGCCGUCCUUUCUCAAAGUAGGCUGAGCGUGUGCGCGCGACCUAUGUACGUGCGCGUGUGUGUGUCCCCAUGUGAAGCGGACAAUAAUAGUAGGAAUUUACUUGCAAACAAAAUACGUACGUGAUGAAGAGGUGUUGAACGCAAAGGAAGAACAGGAACCUUACGCAGCCAGCAUUCUUGCGCAGCAGUUAGCACGUGAAGAUGAUGUGUGUAGGUAAGUGCAAACGUGUUUUAUUAUUAAGCAAACAAUCACAGACACACCAGCCACGGAAUAGUAAAGAUAUGAGAUAUCAGCUUUUAAAAUCACGAUGCCGUUUUCAAUGUUGACCGUCGUAAUAGAAAUAGCUUUCAUAGACUCACAUCUACAUCUCUAUAUAUAUAGAUAAAGUUAACCCUUAUAUACGCUCAACACUAGAACGCUAUCGACGUGGUGUGCUUAAGGUGUGUGUGUGUCUUAGGGCAAGGGGGUUGCGGGGUAUGGAUGAUUUAAAGUUUAGAGAGAAACCGUUGUGACCGAGAAGAGAGAAAAGGGAACCUUUUUUUGUAAAUGUAUGCGCAGCAAGGUUACGCAGCAAAUUGCUAGGUAGAAUCAAAUUUUAUUUGAAAAAAAAAAAAACAAAACAACCACAAGCAAAGCAUCACUACAGAGGAGCACACAGCCGUAAAGGCGUGCGUGUUUUGUCCCAUUUUUUAAAACAAAAGAGAGAAAGCUUAAUAUUCGCAUCAUUGCUGGUAAAUGGCGAAGAAAUAAUAAGGAGGUGUGUAGGAAUGUUAGAAAAUAAGCAAACAGGUGAUAAUUAAUUACGGCUAAUUUUCGUUACAAACGCGUGUCCGUGUGUGUGUGUGUGCUGUAAAUGAUUUUAUUUUAACGUACUUGUGCUGCAUAAGUGGGAAAGAUCGUCUGAGCGUCACGCGAAAGGGAAUGGAUGAGCGGAAUUUCAUUUAACAAUUAAAGGGCCACAAUGUACUGCUUCGGGCACGUGCAUUGUUAAUGUUUUUGGGGCGAACGUUUUACACAUUAGAAGUGGUUCUUUGUUUGUUGUGGUUUUAUUUUGCAUUAGUUCAGCAAAUAUCAUCAUCACCAUUGAAACAUUUCACCCCAAAACGUAUCUCGCAUUGUUUGCUAGCGAAGUAAGUUACUACACCGAUUGUGCUACACACGUAGCUUUGAUGGCAGCUCGGUUUAGCUCUGCAAUUAUUAAAUUGGGGUAUGCAAUGUAGCUGAUUACCGGGGAAAGCGAUUUCUUUUACUUUUACCUUGCGAAGUAUGUUCAAAUAGUGAGUAGAGCUGAGAGGUGAGAAUACUAUAUAUAUAUUGUCGUUAAAAACGUGUGGCGAAAUUAGCUCAGCACAGUCGUGUGUUGUUUGUAGGUUUUUUGUGUAAGAAAAUACAAAAAAGAAUAGAAUUUUUUACACUUACUGCUAGUUUGUUAAUGGGUAGCAUUUUCACCUUUUUUUGUAAAAUUCAAAAACUACAACCACACAAUAGAGUGUAACCACAUACGAGAUUGAUGAUUAUUGUACAACUUUAUAGACGGCUUUUUUUCCCCAAUUGGUGUUUGUGCGUGUCUCCCGAAGAAGGAGACGCUGGAGAGGAGUUUGUUAGAUUUGCAGCGCUGAUUUGUUCAUGUUGUUUUCUAAGACAU